Molecule: messenger RNA, 9198 nt
Organism: Rhipicephalus sanguineus (brown dog tick)
Lineage: Eukaryota; Metazoa; Arthropoda; Arachnida; Ixodida; Ixodidae
Product: serine/arginine repetitive matrix protein 2
Exons: 12
Coding region: 51-7265 (2404 amino acids)
Biological process (GO): regulation of cell cycle; regulation of mRNA splicing, via spliceosome
Molecular function (GO): RNA binding
Source: RefSeq, a predicted model, not a curated record
CAGAAUCUCAAUCGCCAUCGAGCGUGAGCGUGCCGCUACGGAAAAAAAGUAUGGAGGACAUUUCGUUGCCUCACGAUACCAGAGUCGAAGACAUUUUAGCCGACUAUUUCACGAAGAAGAUCGAAGGCAAGGACGCGGAGGCCAAGGAGAAGCACUCGGACUCGCAGCACAGCUCCAAAUCCAAGAAGUCCAAGAAGCGCAAGCACAAGAAGAAGAAAAAACACAAAACCCGAAAAGCUCAUUCAGAGAACGAGGAGGAGGAACGUGCCCGCUCUAGUGCAGACGAAUGCUGGGUGGAGGUAACGGCAGGCAAGGACAAGGAAAACUCUGCGAAGGAUAAGUCAGAUAGCACUGACAAAGAACCAAAGAAGAAACAAAAGAGCAAAAGCAAGCGUAGAGAUGCUAGUGCCUCUUCAAAUUUAGAUGCUGCAACGGCGCAAGAUGUGCCGUCGAAAGACAAGGGUGGCACAUGCAAAGAUGAAGACCGCGGCGGCGGCAAAGGUGACACUGUCCAGAAGGAGCCAGCAACCAAGGACGAUGUUAAACAAGCUGAGCAUACUGGGCACACAUCUAGGAGGUCAAGUUUAUCUACAUCUCCGGCAAGGAGCAGGCGGGCUUCUAGCAGCUCUGACUCAGAUGAUGACCACAAAAGCGCAUCUGCAGCAGAGCCUGCUAGCCGUGCUUCGAAAGCAGAACCACCUAAAAAACCAACGCAAAAGAAAGGGCGAAGCUACAGAACAAAGCGUUGUCGAUCAUCUGGCUCGUCGGAUUCGUCUGAAGAUGACCGAGACAAGCAGAGCAGAAGUCGGAGCCGAAGUCUCUCGCAAGGGGCGAGCCCUCGACUUUCUAGGCAGAACAGGGCACGCAGUUCCAGCAGAAGCCGGCGCGGCACUCAGAGCAAGGAUUUGAGACAAGAAAGGAGCAAGAGCAGAGAUGACAGCAGAUACGACCGAUCACGAGAUCGUUCUCGUAGUCCAAAAAGGUCAAGUCCCGUUAGAAGCCAGCUCCAUGGCCAAAGUCGCAGUAGGCUGAGCCGUAGUCCUGAAAGAUCAAGGAUGGGCCGUAGCCGUAGCCGAAGGCGUUCGCAGGGUCGUCACAGUCGUAGCCCAAGGCGUUACGAAAGUCUUCGUGGCCAUAGCCCAAGGCGUUCUGAAGUUAUUCGCAACCGCAGCCCAAGACGUACCGAAGGUCGUCGCAGCCGUAGCCCAAGGCGUACCGAGAGUCGUCGCAGCCGUAGCCCAAGACGUCCUGAAAGUCGUCGCAGCCCAAGCCCGAGCCGUGGUCGAGGGUGGUCUGGAAGCAAGCAAAGCCGUGGUCGAACACCACCAAGGCGGAGUCGAAGCCGCAAAAGGUCAGUGAGUCGGCAGCGAGGUCGCCGUAGUCAAAGCCCUAGCUCUAAGCAUUCUCGACGAAGUACGAGCAGAGAUAAAAGACACGAGAGAAAAAGUCAAAGUCCUAAAGGAGAGAGAAAAAGUCGUAGUUGCAGCCGUAAACGGUCGGUGAGCACACAAAGGCGCUCUUCACGUCAUUCAAGCAGUGGUGACAGUUCUUCAGAUCGCAGCAAGUCUAAUGAGAGAGAUAAAAAAACUGAGGAGAAAGCCUCCAGUGCGAGAGCUUCAACACCUGAUAAGGGCAGUGCAAGUUCUGUCGAUGAAGACGAGAAAGAAAAACGGGCAAAGUCUGCAGAGGAGAAAUUGAAACGGGGCAAAUCGAGUGACAAGGAAAGUUCCAAUGAUGGCGGCAAAAACCAAGUGGUUCUUUAUGGACCGUUUGAGGAAGAAGAAGCUAGUUUUGAUGAGGAGCCAAGUCCCGACAGAGCGGAAUCGACCACAAAACCCACGCAGCCAGAGACGUGCUCUGGUGGUGCUGGCAAGAAUGUGAAAAACCAACCAGCAACCAGCAGCCUCGAUGCAGUGCCACUGCCAGCAGAGCCUGCAGCCCAGUCUGAAGACACUCAACUAGAGGACAUGGACAUUUCAGACUCGCCAUCCUCGGGCGGUGUGCUUGAAGUGGAGGACAGCCUCAGCCAAAGCCUGACUUCUGGUGAACGUCACAGCUCACCCUCCGUCAGUUCUCAUCAUCAGAAUGAAACCAGGGCCUCGCAACAGUGCGUGCCACCGCAGAAGGUCCCUACGUCUGAAGAGACAUUGGCUAAGACAGCACCGACUAAAGCUGCCAUUCCUUGGACCUAUGCUGAAAUGCAGCCACCACCUCCGCCCCCUUGGUUGAAGCCUGAAGUAACGAAGCCUGUGGGCCAGGUGAGGCCUUUUGUUAGAGAAGUUAAUCCAAGCGAGUUGGCAGCACAAAAGGGCCUCUUGCAGGGGAAGCAAGAAGGGGUUGGUGCUGUUGGCUCCCUGGUCACAGUGCAGCCAUCCACUGAUCCUCCGUUGAUCGCUCCCGACAAGUCCACAUACAGAGCUGAAGAACUGUCUGCUUUGGCAAACUCUGCGGCAAAGGCUGCACAACAAUCUGCUUUUCCCGAUGUUUCAGCAAAGCUGAUACCACAGAUAUCUCUUGCAACUGUGCCGCCGCCACCUGUAAAUGUGCACAGUGGGGCACUGUAUUCGGCUACUGUGAUGCCAGUACAUGUUCCUUACCAGUUUAUGGGUUUGCCAGGGCAUGGUCAAGUCGGCCCUGGUGCUACAUUGCCAGUUGCACAGGAAAAGUCCGCCCACGUGACUGAGCAGCACCAUGAGCAGUGCCCACCCCAACCACAACAGAGCCGCGAUAACCAACCGUCGGACUCUGCAGACUCUACUAGCACUGCUCCCCAGCUUAGUGGACCACCUGUGAGUGAGUCAAAUCCUCCAUCUCCCACAAAAAAGUCAGAAGUUACAAGUAAAGCUCCAGAUGUAGGUGUAGCAGAGGAAGCAAAAGAUGGCAAUGAAUCAGGGAGCUCGUCCAGAAGCUCUUCACCAGCAGAAGGGCGAAGUCGUAGCAGCAGCAAGGAGAGAUUGAACUCUCGUACGUCUAGAAGUCGCAGUGGGGACCGGGAGAUCGCAAAACGAUCGCGGAGUAGUGAGUCUCGAAGCCCGAGCAGUGACGCCAAGCGGCUGCGCAAGGACGAUCGUGCAGACUCUGAGGAAAAGAGGACGAAAAGCGAGGGUCUCGACAGACAUGAUAGUGCAAGCCCAGACCGCAAGGCACGUGACAGCCGUGCUAGAAAAAAGAGCGUGAGCCCAGACAGGAAGCAGAGCAAGACUAAUGACCGUAAAAGGAGCAAGAGCCGAGACAGAAGACGGAGUAAAAGCCGUGACAGAAGGAGCAAGAGUCGGGAUAGACGGAGAAGCCAGAGUCGAGAUAGGAAAAGAAGCCCAAUCCGCGAGCGGAGGAGAAGCAAAAGUCGCGAAAGAAGGCCGAGCAAAAGCCGAGAGCGAAGGAGGAGCAAGAGUCGGGACAGGAAAAGGAGCAAGAGUAGGGACAGAAAGAGGAGCAAGAGCCGAGAACGAAAACGGAGCAAAAGUCGUGAGCGAAAGAGAAGCAAGAGUCGUGAUCGGAGAAGGAGCAAAAGCCGUGACAGGAAAAGAAGCCGAAGCCGUGACCGCAAGAGAAGCAAGAGCCGUGAGCGGCGUACUAGUGUUGGCCGUAGUGGAACACGGUCAGCGCGAAGGAGAAGUGCCAGCAGGUCUCGCAGAAGCCGCAGCCGCGACCAGACCAAAAGACGUAGCCAAAGCAGAGAGAGGGCACGCCAGCGGCGAAGCCAGAGCAAGGGGAGAGACUCAAGCAGGAGGAAGUCUAGAGACCGAGAGGCUCCGAGGGGGGGCCUAAUCCUGAAGCGAUACAAGAACGAGCUCAGCAGUGAGUCUGACAGCAGCCCCGAAAGAAAAAGUAAAGCAAAGCCCUCUUCACCUGUCAAAAAAAGGCAACGCAGGGACAGUGAUGCUGAAAGUGUUAGCUCAGGGGAUGAUAAGCCUGAAGAUAACAGGGUGGCAUCGCCAAUGAUGUCUGACACUGAUGAGCCUGACGCAGAUGGCAAAGGUGAUGACUGUACAGAUAGCGAGAAAGAGAAAGAACUUGAGAAGCAACAAUCCUCAGAAACAGCGAGUAAAGAUAAAUACAAGGAUGCUCCAUACGGACCACUUCCCCCAAAUGAAGCCGUCACUCCUCCAGCACCCAAGGAUGCACACCAUUCUGAUGAUGAAAUGGAUGAUGAGCAGGAUGUACCAGCUGGCUCUAAUAUUAGCUCAUCCUUGGAAACAAAAGCAGGUAGCAAGGCACUUCACACUCAGGUCGUGAGUAGCAGUAGUUCCAAAGAGAGCAUUUGCUUGGCUGGGGACACAUUGUUGGCAAGCAGUAAAGGCCAUGGCACUUGUUCGGACAGUACUGCGCGUAGAAGCCCAGAACUGAAGCAAGAACGGCAAGAAAGGAGUACAAAUAAAGGAGACAAGAUGAAUUCUGAGAAGCUCAGUGUCCCAUGUGGUGAAAGCGCUGUGUCGAGCUCAACUGGCAGUCCUGGACAGCCAGAAGAGCGACCCAAAAGCAGAGGAGGACUUUCUGAAGAUUUGAACACAAAAAAAAUAAGUGGAGGAAAUUCAUCCUCUGUGCGAGGUCCACCUGCCUGUACGGAUCCUAAUGAUGACGGUGAAAAAAAGCCAAGUACGACGACAGACGACAAAGCUAAAGAAGCCAGUUACAAUGAUGACACAAGGAGUACCUCGGACAAUGAACGCAAGAGCCGCAGCAGGAGUCCAUCGAGCACAUCCUCCAUUGAAAGAGCUCGGACAAGGAGAGAGUCCUCAUCUUCAAGCACCAGUCCGAGCCCAGAGAGGGACGCUUCUAAAGAGCCCAGCAAAAGCAGGAGCACAUCUCCAGACAGUCCUGACAGGGAGACACGAGAUGAAAGUCCUGAGAAGAAAAGCCGAAGCCGGGAUGCGAAAAGGAGCCGUAGCAGAGAGAAAAAAAGAAGUAAAAGUCAAGAAAAGAGAAGGAGCCACAGCCGGGAGAAAAAGAGGAGCCACAGUCGCGAGAAAAAGAGAAGCCUGAGCCGAGAGAAAAAGAGAAGCAAGAGUCGUGAGAGGAGAAUGAGCCGUAGCCGAGACAGAAGUCGUCGCAGCAAGGAGAGGAAAAGAAGCAGGAGCCGAGAGAAGAAACGAAGUCCCAGCCGCGAAAAGAGGCGGAGCCGCAGCCGUGAGAAGCGAAGGAGUCGCAGUAGGGACAAAAGGAGAAGCCGCAGCCGAGAAAGGAAGCCAAGCCCUAGUCGGGACAAAAGGAGAAGCCGCAGCCGAGAGAAGAAGCGAAGCAUAAGCCGAGAUAGGCGCAGGAGCCGUAGCCGAGACAAGAGGCGGAGCCGCAGCCGAGACAAGAGGAGGAGCCUCAGCCGGGACAGGAGGCGCAGCCGAGAGAGGAGGAGAAGCCGCGACAGGAAGAGCCCAAGUCGAAGCCGAGACAGGCGGAGGAGCCGAGAGAGAAGGCCUCGCAGCAGGAGCCGUCCGCGACGAAGCUGGAGCCGGGCCAUGGAGCUGCAGCGUAAGCGGAGUGCCGAACGGUUGCGGAAGAAGAGCAGGAGCCCCCGGAAGAGAAGCCUGAGCAAAAGGAGGUCGCCGCCGCCACGUAAGAAGAGCCGCAGUCGCAGCCGGCGGCGUUCUAGAACCCACAGUCCUCCAGAACGGAAGAGGAAAAGCCGCAGCCGUGAAAGAAUGCUACCGCAAGGCCACAGCGACCAGCAGGGAGUCAGCCACAGGAACAGGGAGAGCAGGGAGCCCUCGGUGGUCAAGGUGGACAAGGCCCAGCUGCUGGAAGCUGCCCGCAAGAACAUGCAGGCCAUGCUGCAGCGCGGUGUGGUCGCCAAGGGCCUCCCUGUGGCUGCGGCUGCGGCUGUGAACGCGACUGUCAAAGUGGUGGCCGCGGCAGUGGCGGCGGCUGCAGCUGAUCCGAGGUCAUCGCUGGCCGCCAAGUUGGACGUGGCUUCGUCUGCGACUUCUACGCCCCCGAAUGAGCCUCCAGUCUUGCCCCUGGCGCAGUCGGGAGAUGGUACGGGCCCCGCUGUCACCCUUGGCAUGACCGACGAGCCGCCAAAGAUCAAAAAGUCCCUGGCUGCACUCACUGAAAUCUGCAGGGCCAUCUCUGACGAAGAAAAGCGCGAGUACGCUGGCGAAGUGGAACCCAAGACAGCUGAGGAAGUGGCUGAAGAGUUCCAGCAAACACACCACCACCCUUUCAAACUGAAGGAACCUCCACCCCCGAUUAGGUUUAACAUUCCUAAUGCCACCAACCUUCCCGUGAAGACGCUCGCUGAGAAGGUGGCCGAUGCUGCGCACCUGCACAAACAGUUUCCCGUCUCGAGCGGGAACCAGCACCGUGUGAAAGAGCUCGAGUGGGUGCCCGUGGAGAAGACUGAGCCGGCGCCGGCGCCCAAGGUCGCUCGGGCCGCCGCCGCCAAGAGCCGUGCCGCUCCUUCGACGGAGGGGGGCACUUCCCCGCUUGCCCUGAUGCCUCCCCCUUUGCCCAAAACUGAAACCUUUUCCCCGCUGCCCACUGUUGCCACUCCGCCUGUGUUUCAGGUGGAGGAUGUUCCGCUGCCCGUCUCGUCGGCGGUGAUUUCGUCUACUGUGAUGGAGCCGCCAGACCCAGCGCCGGAGAGCCUCGACAUUGCAACCAUAAUGAGCCGUCGUGUCGAAGCGAUGAAGGCCCUGAAGGAGAAUCCGAUGGAUCUGGAAGCCAUGAAGGUUUACCACGACUGCCACAAGGAGUUCCAGGCAUGGGUAGCAUCAAAGCAAAAGCCAGGCCAGUACACAGGUUCAAUAGACUUCAAGCCACUCACUCCGGAUGAGCUAUCCGGGCCCUCUCCUGCUUGGGUUAAAAAGGACCAGUUUAUGAAGGCAGCACCUGUGGCUGAGGGCAUAGGCAUGCACUUGUUGCGCAAGAUGGGCUGGACACCUGGUGAAGGCCUGGGAAAAAACAAGGAGGGUGCCUUAGAGCCUCUGCUUCCCAGCAUCAAGACCGACAAGAGAGGUCUGGUGUCGGAGCUAGAGACGAAACACCCUUCUGUGCCUGCACACCAAGAUUUAGGAGGUGAAAGUAAACGGCAUGGAGUAUCAGCCAAAAGAGUACAGUGCCAACAAGAAACACGCCAAAGCGCAGGCGGCCAUGCUCUGUCUCCAGGAGAAGGGCAUCAUUGGUCGCAAAAGCUUCCAGGGUCCCUCUGUUCAGCUGUCGAUGAUGAUGCCGCAGCAGGACAUAGAUCUCAUGUAUUAGGUGCCUCGCCACGAUUUCAUGAUGCAUGUGGGCUUUAUGAUUUCGGCAAAUGGGGUUGGCGCAGCUGCUGAAAGUGUGAGCUCAAACUUGGCGGCAUUGAAAUGCCCACUGCAUCAAAAUUGCAAUCUGUGGAGACAAAUCAGCCUGCAGUUGCGCAUCACAUUGUGCAAGUCAUGGCAGUGUUAGGCCGAGGAGCUAUUCCGGACAUUGCUGAAUUCACCAUCUUGUCAUCUCGAACAAGUUGAAGAUGAUGUGGCCCAUGAACGCUGAGAUUGCAGCGGGGCAAACUGUCAUCACUUAUUUGACGUGGUGACAGUGCCGUUUUUGUAACGUCACUUUGAGCUUUCUCUUCUUCCCCAUGUGCCGCUAUCACUGGCCAGCCACCUUCUUGUUGGCAGUAUCCUAGCACCACAAACACGCUUUGUUUAUUUUAGACUUGAUGAUCUUGCAAUGUCCUCUUGAGAUGUGUCAUUGAAUGUUGGAAAUGUCUAGUCAACAUGCAUUUUCUGCUGUAACCGUGGAAGUCCUCUUUGGCUGGCCAAAGGGACGUGCAUCAUGACUUCGUAGCACUGCAAAUCAUUACCACUCAUUUACUAUCCCCAUUGUUUGUGCUGCUCUGUGGAAAUCAGUGAAUAUUGUAGAAAGUUAAGUGCCAGAAAUGUCGAGUACAACUUGGGGAGUUAACUGUGAUAACUCACUUAUUUGUUGUCAUUUUUGUGUGUCAAGCUGCUUCAGUUGUGUUUUGUAAGUCGUCACAUGAUCUGUGCAGUCGUCACACGACCAAUGCUUGUCGCCUGACAAUGUCCUUUUUUUUGUGAAUAAUGUGAAUACAUAUCGCUGUCUUAAUCGCAACGCACUGACGUAAAGUUGUCAAUUUUACACUGUGUGAACCUGGGUGAGUUCAUAAGUAAUAAUCUUGCAAAAGCAAGUUACAUACAGGAACAGGUUUUUUUGCCUUUGUCCCAACCGUAAUGUGCUUUUGCAAGUUCACUGUAGUUUGCAAAAUAAUGCGGACUCAUGUGCACAGUCCUCAAUGCAUGCUUAGUUACGUGGUAACAUGCCAGAAACCUUAUAUGUAUAAGUCCACGCAUGUUGCAACGGACCGUAAUAACUCGGCGAGAAAGGUUUGUUAUAUUCGAAGUCCGCUCUAUCCAAAAUUAGGGCCAUGAUAUAAGAUGGCAGAACUUGACAUAUAAUGCUGUCUAACCCGAAAGCAACCGCAGCAAAAACACGAAGGCAUAGUAAAAAAAACGCCAGGCUUGUGCAGAACCUGCAGCACAGUUACAGUGUAAGCUGGCGGAGCGACCUUCACAGAGCCCGAUGUAAACUCUCUUAGGGCGCCUACAAGUACAUGUUCGAGGUACCCACUAUGCAAUAAAUCAUUCUAUUUAACGAAGUAGCAAAGCACCCAUUAUGUGUUCCUACGGGAAUAUGUACACCUGCGUAGUUUCACACUUUCUAUUUACUGUGGUGGAUGAUGAUGGGGAUGGUGAAGAAUUAUUGCAUAGUCCUUUGUAAUGGGUGGGAAGCUUUAAACCCUCCAAUCAUUACGCAAUUCACACGGUGUGACACCUGGUGUGAUUCUACUCUUUUGCCACGCAAUAUUACAUCUAACGCAUUUCCUCCCUUCUAUAGGAUCUUUUUCCAAAAAAAUUCAAGCACUGGCGUGGCUCUGUGAUAGAAAACCUGGGUUCCAAUCCGCCUCAAACCCUGUUCUAAUAGCUGAGCUGUUUAAAGGGGUCACGAAGCACCCCUUGGGCUUGCUGAAAAAACACAUCCUGUGGAAAGCUGACACGGCUAUGAACUGCUCUGCCAAAUAUUACAGUCGUGCGCGCCGCGUAAAGGCCACAAGCGGAGCGCGAAGUUGCCGUUUCCUCAGGCGCCCUCUUUUCAAACAGAGGCCGGUUCUCACUCUCGUCGGUGGGUGGGGCGUCUGCCCGUUGACGUUGCGGAUCUGCCUGUUUACGUCGCAAGAGACAUAGCAUGCUUAUUGGCCGAUAGCCG